AUGUUUGCUCUCGAGAUCAAGGCCGAGCUCACGGGAGUGACCAACUUGCGGCCCAGCGAUAGUGAGGACAACCCCUUUUGGUACAUGUUCAAGGUGCAGUGCACUUCUUGUAGAGAGACGCACAGCAACUACGUGGGAGUGAACCGCUUCGAAAUGAAUGAGAUGAGCGGCAGCCGUGGCGAGGCCAACUUCGUGUGGAGAUGCAAGAACUGCAAGCGAGAGUCGUCUGCGUCCAUCAAAGCGGCCGCCGCACCGUAUGAGCAGAGCGAGCCGCCCAAGGCCAAGCGGCUGAUCGAAUUUGACUGCCGCGGCCUCGAGUUUGUCGAGUUCAAGCCCGAGGGAGAGUGGCUCGCCGACGGCGUCGAUUCCGGCACCAAGUUUACGGCCAUUGAACUCGUUGACGGAGAGUGGUUCGACUACGACGAGAAGGCGGGGGAUGAGGUGAGCAUCAAGGAUAUUGCGUGGGAAAUUCGCCGGGCGUAG
This is a messenger RNA of Drechmeria coniospora, 483 nucleotides long. RefSeq lists its product as uncharacterized. The transcript has 5 exons. NCBI's taxonomy places the organism in Eukaryota, Fungi, Ascomycota, Sordariomycetes, Hypocreales, Ophiocordycipitaceae. Bases 1 to 483 code for a protein of 160 amino acids. Gene Ontology annotation, molecular function: zinc ion binding. The record is from RefSeq and is a predicted model, not a curated record.